Molecule: messenger RNA, 1212 nt
Organism: Soboliphyme baturini
Lineage: Eukaryota; Metazoa; Nematoda; Enoplea; Dioctophymatida; Soboliphymatidae
Source: the annotation of a GenBank genome assembly
AUGCACGUGUCGCGGCGUAAGAGAUUAGAAAAGCAGCUAGAGGAAUUGGAUCUCAGCGAAGAGGAGAAAGAGAAGAGACGUCAACAACACGGUUUGAAGGAGACCGAGUUUCUGCGCCUGAAACGUACGAGGUUGUGUGUUGGUGAUUUCGAGACUCUUAAAGUGAUCGGAAGAGGUGCUUUCGGCGAGGUGCGUCUGGUUCAGAAGAAGGAUACAGGUCACAUGUUCGCCAUGAAAAUUCUUCGCAAGUUGGACAUGUUGGAAAAGGAGCAAGUGGCACAUGUGCGAGCAGAGCGAGACAUCCUGUCUGAGGCAGACUGCGAAUGGGACGUGAGUAAUCUCUACCUGGUGAUGGAGUUUUUGCCUGGAGGCGACAUGAUGACCUUGCUGAUGAAGAAGGACACGAUGACCGAAGAAGCGACCCAGUUUUACGUUGCAGAGGCAGCGCUGGCGAUUCAUUCUAUUCAUAAACUUGGUUUUAUACAUCGAGAUAUAAAACCCGACAACCUGUUGUUGGAUGCUAGGGGUCACAUCAAACUGUCAGAUUUUGGGCUUUGCACGGGACUGAAGAAGGCCCACCGGACUGAGUUUUAUCGCGACCUGUCCACUGCUUUGCCAAAGGAUUUCAUAAAUCGUCCUUAUGAUUCUCGAAGAAAAGCCGAAACGUGGAAACGUAACCGUCGUGCUUUGGCGUACUCGACCGUUGGUACUCCGGACUACAUCGCUCCUGAAGUGUUCGUUCAGAACGGUUAUACAAGUUCUUGCGAUUGGUGGUCUCUUGGCGUUAUCAUGUAUGAAAUGCUCAUAGGUUACCCUCCGUUUUGUUCUGAAACUCCACAGGAGACGUAUCGAAAGGUGCUGUGUUGGCAACAGACACUGAUUUUUCCUCCGGAAAUGCCGAUCUCCCCGCACGCAAAGAAUCUCAUAAAAAGGUUCUGUUCCGAAGCCGAGCAUCGAUUGGGUCAUAAUGACGAUCUUGAGGAAAUCAAGCGUCAGCCAUUUUUCUUUUCCGUCGACUGGGAGCACAUUCGUGACCGACCGGCGCCGGUACGGAUCGAUAUCAAAAGCAUAGAUGACACAUCGAAUUUCGACGAGUUUCCGGACGCUGACCUGAAAUUUGCCGAACAAGAAAUCAGUCAUGGCACGAAAUCCUUUGACGACGAUUUGCUGUUUAUGAAUUACACGUUUAAGAGAUUCGAAGGCCUCACGUAG